Molecule: messenger RNA, 1232 nt
Organism: Arabidopsis thaliana (thale cress)
Lineage: Eukaryota; Viridiplantae; Streptophyta; Magnoliopsida; Brassicales; Brassicaceae
Product: Transducin/WD40 repeat-like superfamily protein
Exons: 2
Coding region: 122-1030 (302 amino acids)
Cellular component (GO): endoplasmic reticulum; Golgi apparatus
Molecular function (GO): structural molecule activity
Source: RefSeq, marked reviewed
AGGACACAAACUCGCCUCUUUCGCUUUGUCUCUCUCGUCUCUAAGCAGUAGCAGAUCUGAGUUUUGGAGAGUUCAAAGGAAGAAGAUAACUCCAAUACCAGAGUGAAAGCAUUCAGGAAACAUGCCUCCUCAGAAGAUUGAAACUGGUCAUAGCGACACUAUUCAUGAUGUGGUCAUGGAUUACUAUGGAAAGCGAGUAGCAACUGCCUCGUCUGACUGCACGAUCAAGAUAACCGGAGUAAGCAACAGCGGUGGAUCUCAGCAUCUAGCUACCUUAACCGGUCAUCGAGGUCCUGUCUGGCAAGUCGCUUGGGCGCACCCAAAGUUUGGUUCACUUCUCGCUUCAUGUUCCUAUGAUGGGCAAAUUAUAUUAUGGAAAGAAGGUAACCAAAACCAAUGGACACAAGCUCAUGUCUUCACAGACCACAAAGUAUCUGUCAACUCUAUCGCUUGGGCUCCUCAUGAACUUGGACUCUCCUUAGCUUGCGGAGCAUCUGAUGGAAACAUAUCAGUUUUCUCGGCUCGAGCUGAUGGCGGUUGGGACACGACAAAGAUAGACCAAGCACACCCUGUUGGUGUCACUUCAGUGUCGUGGGCACCGGCCACAGAACCAGGCGCACUCGUUAGCUCUGGUAUGAUCGAUCCGGUCUACAAACUAGCAUCCGGCGGGUGUGAUAGCACGGUGAAAGUGUGGAAGUUCUCGAACGGGUCAUGGAAAAUGGAUUGUUUCCCGGCUCUCAACAAGCACACGGAUUGGGUCCGUGAUGUGGCUUGGGCACCGAACUUGGGUCUCCCAAAGUCAACCAUAGCCAGUGGUUCAGAAGAUGGGAAAGUGAUCAUAUGGACCAUAGGGAAAGAAGGUGAGCAAUGGGAAGGUACUGUUUUGAAAGAUUUCAAAACACCAGUGUGGCGGGUCUCGUGGUCGUUGACCGGUAAUUUGUUGGCUGUUUCCGAUGGGAACAAUAACGUUACAGUGUGGAAAGAGUCUGUUGAUGGAGAGUGGGAACAAGUGACUGUUGUUGAGCCAUAGAUUGUUGUUUGUUUGUUUGGUUAUCUUUUGUUUUGUGGUAAUAUCAAAAUGUGGUGUGUUCUGUAUACAAUUUCUAGGGACCUGUUUCUCUCUAUACGUUUCUCAGGAAAGUAUAUUCUUAUGUAUUUUAAUCAGACAACAGAGAUUGCAAAAGAAAUGUAUUUUUCAUAAAACUUUUUAAUUCCGAUAAUGAGUUUUUUUU